AUUGACAUUUUGUCGUUUUGGGAAAGCUUUCGUGUCGUGGGCCAUUAUUUUGGUGCUUGGGCCACAUCCCAAAAUCGCUUGGGUGCUUUAAUAUGGAAUAAUUAUUACUGAAACACAUUAAAUUAUAUUUACAAACGGUAAAAAUGAGUGCGCCCAAAAAUAACGGGCCUAUUAUAGACCCAGCUCUUUGUAGAUGUUGUCGAGCCAUCAAGAAAUGCAGGGUUCUCACCGCCGAGUAUACUUGGAUGGACAAAAAAGAAGUGUACGCGGAUAUGAUCAUGGAUUGUUUUGGUAUUCUCCUGUCGCACGUGGACGAAAGCGAGCGCGACAGCGGCGUUUGCGCGACGUGCGUGGUGCGUCUGCGCGACGCGCUCGCGCUCCGGCAGCAGGUGCUGCAGUGCGAGGAACUGUUCUUGCACGCCAAGCUGGAGUACAAGGAGGCGGAAGAAACCAAGAAGCCCCUGGAGAUUGAGCCCAAGAUAGAGCCCAAGGAUGACGUCAGCGAUCACAAUUCCGUCCUCGAGAUGGACCACGACGACAGACUGUCGAUUGACUACUCCGCUGAUGAUACAGAAGUAAAACCGGACACAAAAGAGGAGAAAAUCGACAUAGAAGCAAACGACAUAGAACCGCCACCAAAGUGCAGCACAGAAGACAGCGACGACUCGUACGCAUCAUCUUCGGAUUCCGACAAGCCGAUCAAAAGAAAGAGAAGCAAGAAGACAAAAUCUACAAAGAGUAAUGGGUCUACGAAGAAGAAGACGAAAGUGGCUAAGGCGAAGAAGGAGAAAGCUGGUUCCUCGAAAAAAGUGAUCAAAGUGAAAAAACCGCCCGUCGAAAAACGCCACAACUACGACAGGGACCUCGACUGCAUGUCCGAAGAGAACCUAAUAACGAUCAUCCAAUACUCCUACGUCUGCCCCUUCAAGAACAGAAGAAACAAUUACUACUGCUUCUACUGCAAAGAUUACUACCCAAAACCAGAAGACCUUAGAGAACACACAGCGACCCACGACACCAAACCGUUCCAGCUACUCAUGGGGUACAAGAAAAUGCCAAAAAUCGACAUCACAAGAAUUGACUGCAGACUGUGUCCGGCCAAAAUAGAUGAUCUCAAUACUUUUAAACAGCACAUAGACCAGAUCCACGGCAAGAAAAUAUACUUUGAAGCACCGGACAAGAUGCUGCUCUUCAGACUGACGUGGAACGAUUUAGUCUGUGUCAUGUGUAACGAUGUGUUCGAAGAUUUCAACACCCUCAACACCCAUAUGGUGGGGCAUUUCAGUAACUACACCUGCGAUAUCUGCGGCUUCUGUUUCUUGGAAAAACCACGCUUGGACGCCCAUUUAAAACGACAUAAGGACGACGAGCGACACACGUGCGAAGUCUGCGGAAAAGUGUUCAAAUCAAACCAUUACAAGGACAUGCAUGUGGAUAUAGUGCACAAGAAAAAGGCCAUCAUACGGUGUCCGCGGUGUGACGAGUGUUUCAUGUCUUACGCGUUAAAGAACAAACAUUUGACCGAAGCCCACGGCCAAAAUAGAACGUACCCGUGUAACUUGUGUGACAAAGUGUAUAAUAGGCAGAAGACUUUGACCGAGCAUCAAAGAAGGAAUCACCAGAAGGUGUUGAAGCAUCAGUGUGAGUAUUGCGAUCAGAGGUUUUACUUGCCGUCUCGGUUGAAGGAGCACAUGGCGACUCAUACAGGCGAGAGAAACUUCCGAUGUGAGUACUGCGACAAGUCGUAUCCUAGGUUGAAGUCUCUGCAGUACCACAUACGAACGCACACAAACGAUAGGAGGUAUAGAUGUCACAUUUGCGGUCAAGCGUUCAUACAAAACCCGAGUCUGAAGUCCCAUAUAAAGAACCACCAUCCUGAAUGUGACAUAGAGGGAUGUUAUUUCUAAGAUAAUUGAAACUUGUGUGGAUAUUGCUUAGUGUGUUUGUAUUGAGAUUAUUGUGUAUUAGAUGGGGUAGAUCGUGCGUUUUAUACUUGAAUCAAAUUGCAAUUUCUCAAACGAAAUUAUUUAUAUUUAUUAAAUUAUGGAAUUAUAUUACCAACAUCACUUACUUACAUCACAGUAUAUUUUUUAAGUAAUUAUAAUUUAUAUUGUUUUAGAAUUAUUUUACUAACAUCACGUUAAAACAUCACAAUUUAUUUUACAAGUAAUUAUAAUUUAUAUUAUUAUAUAAUUAUAUUACCAACAUCACUUUAAAACAUCACAGUGUGUAAAGUAUAUUUUCUAAGUUAUUUUUUACAUUUUUUUUAUUGAGAUUAUUUUGUAUAACAGAACAGUAUUGUUAGAUUUUUAAACGCUUAUUAAUAAGGCAGCAUAAUAAUUAUUAUAUCUAAUUUAUUCCCGAUGUUUAACAAACACGACAUCAACAUUUUCGUCAGCAAAGUAUUCUUAAGAGUACAAAUAAAUUACAAUAUUAGCGUUCAUAAUUUUGAACUGACUAACACAAUCUCUUGAAAUGUAAUUCUGCAUUUGCGAUAAUGUUUUUAUUGUUUUAAUAUUAUUUAAGCACGAUCUAUCAAAUGUAUCGGUAUAGUAGGAGUAAUGAUGAGUAGGAUGAUUAUUUAUACAGUUUAAUAUAGAAAUGUACCUAUUGUAGGUUAAUAUUUUACACAAAGAUUUUUAAGUAACAUUCUUAAGUCUUUGGCUUUAUACUUUGUUUAAACAAAUUCAUCACAAUUUAUAUAUUUUUACAAACAAAUAAAAUAGUUGUAGAUAGCAAAUUAGUCAGUUAUGCAGAAGUUAUGCUGAACAAAUCACAAUAAUAAUAAUUUAUCAUCACAAGGCUAAGUUUUGAAACCUAAAAUAUUAUUAAUAAUGAAUAAAAAAUGUGCGUUUAAAAUCUUGUAAAUGCUUAUUUUAGUAAUUAAAUAUUGUAAAUAAAAAUAAGUAUUAAUCUCAUAGAUUAUGAUGACGAUAAUAUUCCUAAGUAGUGGUCAAGUGAAGUAAUAUUGACUUUAAUUUAUAAGUUUUAUAAUAAAACAGUUUAAAAAGUG
Messenger RNA from Ostrinia nubilalis (European corn borer), 3013 nucleotides. Its product is annotated as zinc finger protein 25-like. The record is from RefSeq and is a predicted model, not a curated record. Lineage: Eukaryota; Metazoa; Arthropoda; Insecta; Lepidoptera; Crambidae. Gene Ontology annotation, molecular function: zinc ion binding. Bases 144 to 1907 code for a protein of 587 amino acids. The transcript is spliced from 5 exons. Gene Ontology annotation, cellular component: nucleus.